Molecule: messenger RNA, 549 nt
Organism: Phytophthora sojae
Lineage: Eukaryota; Oomycota; Peronosporomycetes; Peronosporales; Peronosporaceae
Exons: 1
Coding region: 1-549 (182 amino acids)
Source: RefSeq, a predicted model, not a curated record
AUGGCGUGUUGGCGGGAUGGCAACACACUCGAAAUCAGUUUGAAUUCGCCAAUACCCGAGCAGGCGUCGACUUGGCGGGAGGUAGACAAGAGGUUUUGGCCUACGUUCUUGUGGAGUGACAAUCCUUGGCUACGGGAAGUAGGGGGAGCUGUUCUUACAAGCAAGAAAUAUCAUCGGAUCCGAGUGUGCGCGUUAGCCGAGCUACACAUUCAGCGAACUGGAGUAGCAUCAUACUCCAUCGCAAUCCCGUCUCCAGUACAGGAAACCAAGCACCACACCCGACCAAAGCUGGGCCGAUGGGGAUUGGCGGUUCUUCUUGGAUCACCACCACUGGCGAUUGUGGAGGAGAUGCGGGUCAAGCGGGAGCUGAAUCUACGACAUCAACCGGAGUUACAACAUCAAUAUUUCUGGACAGUGAAUGCACAAGGAGCAGUUAGUGGAGUCGUUCUCGAUGACCAGCGACGGAAAGUCGCUUCCCUUCGGCUGCACCAGCACGAAGAUGGUAUUCAUUGGGAACUCAGAGCCACCAUUCCCUACCACACAGCUUAG